Messenger RNA from Tinamus guttatus (white-throated tinamou), 1317 nucleotides. The record is from RefSeq and is a predicted model, not a curated record. Lineage: Eukaryota; Metazoa; Chordata; Aves; Tinamiformes; Tinamidae.
AAAAAAAAUAUUUCUUGUUGCAGCCUUUACCCACAUCUCUACUCAAGAGCAUACAUUAACUUUAGAAAUCCUGAGGACAUCCUUCUUUUCAGAGAUCGCUUUGAUGGCUAUGUCUUCAUUGAUAAUAAAGGUUUAGAGUAUCCUGCAGUAGUUGAAUUUGCUCCAUUCCAGAAGAUUUCAAAAAAGAAAUUAAAGAAAAAAGAUGCAAAAGCCGGGAGCAUUGAAGAUGAUCCAGAAUAUAGGAAAUUUUUAGAGAGUUACUGUGCAGAUGAAGAAAAAAUAUGUGCCAAUCCUGAGACUCUUUUGGGAGAGAUUGAAGCCAAAACAAGGGAACUCAUUGCUAGAAGAACCACACCCCUUUUGGAAUAUAUUAAAAAUAGAAAAUUAGAAAAGCAGAGAAUACGAGAAGAGAAAAGAGAAGAACGAAGGCGGAGGGAACUGGAAAAGAAACGUCUGCGAGAGGAGGAGAAAAGGAAACGCAGAGAGGAAGAAAGACGUAAAAGGAAAGAAGCAGAGAAGCAAAAGAAAAUCUCUGAAAAAGAAAUAAGGAUUAAGCUUCUUAAGAAGCCUGAAAAAGGAGAUGAGCAGGCUAGUGAAAAGCACAAAGAAAAGGGUGAAGAAGAUGACAUUGAAGAAAGCAAAUGGGAAAAGUCAUCUGGAUCUGGGAGUACAAAAUCCAAAGCAUUGGAGGGUUCACUAAAAGAACUCAAGGAAAAGUCACAAAAUGAUAGUGACAAAGAGCAAAGAGAUUUGGAGAGAAGAUUUCGAGAAAAAGACCCAGAAAGGCCAAGGUAUCGACUGGACGAUGGCAGAAAGCACAGAGCUCACUAUGAGUAUGACAAGUUUGUGAGAAGGAGUGAAGACGAGCUGAAAUGGGGGAAAGGAUACAGCCAAGACAGAGGAAAGAAAGGGACCCACAGCUACAGCUUCACUGUGGAGACAGUAGACAAACUGGGUAAAGAGGACAAGUGUGAUGACAUGGCAUCCAAAAAGGAGCGCAUAAGAAAUAAGGAUCGCCCGGCCAUGCAGCUGUACCAGCCAGGAGCUCGCACCCGAACGCAUGCGGGAGCUACAAGUAGAACGUGCGACUGCACUGGGAAGGCCUUGGAGGAUGCCCUGGACAAGAAGAACGAGGCUGAUAAUUCAGCUGGAGGUGGCUCUGAGAAGAGUGAGGAGGCAGAAUAAAACAAACGGCACCUGUAUACACUGGACUUGUGAAUAGGGAUGGACUUAAGAUUUAACUUUGCCACAAAAAUCCAUAAGCUGCUUCAGAGCUCCACAGAUUGCACCAAUGGAAUUAUAGUACCUGUCUGUAAC